Molecule: messenger RNA, 246 nt
Organism: Entrophospora sp. SA101
Lineage: Eukaryota; Fungi; Glomeromycota; Glomeromycetes; Entrophosporales; Entrophosporaceae
Source: the annotation of a GenBank genome assembly
AUGGCAUCAGAUAUGAUUAGAAUUAGCGAUUUUAAAAGGGCCGUUAAUGAAUAUUUUAUAUUAACAAGAGAAGAUUCUUCCAAAAAAUAUUUAUGGGACUAUUCAUAUUUACUAUUAAAUUCAAUUGAAAGAGAUAAUGAAUUAUUGAAAGAUAGUUUAUCAGAAAGGCACUACAGAGAAUCCUUUUUUACUACAAUGAUGUCUAGUUUAUUUCAUGAUUAUACUCAAGAUAUGGCAACAUUUUAG